This is a messenger RNA of Phacochoerus africanus (Common warthog), 3223 nucleotides long. It is a transcript of the gene FOXP1, whose product is annotated as forkhead box P1. Bases 430 to 2460 code for a protein of 676 amino acids. Lineage: Eukaryota; Metazoa; Chordata; Mammalia; Artiodactyla; Suidae. Gene Ontology annotation, molecular function: RNA polymerase II cis-regulatory region sequence-specific DNA binding; DNA-binding transcription repressor activity, RNA polymerase II-specific. Gene Ontology annotation, biological process: regulation of transcription by RNA polymerase II. Gene Ontology annotation, cellular component: nucleus. The transcript is spliced from 20 exons. The record is from RefSeq and is a predicted model, not a curated record.
AGGAAGAGAGCGCGCGGCGAACAAGCGGGCAAGGGGCAGCGGCAGCGGCGCCGCCAGGGACCAUGGUGCUGCCGGCGCCUCCUCCGAGGGCGUGAAGGCGGCGCUCCCACUCUCCCCUCGGACUCCGCGGUGUCCCAGGAGCUUCUGCUGACAAUUCCAAUUUCCACACGCAACAUUUGGGCAAUGGUGAGGGCUUCGGUCCCUUCUCUGGUUUGCUGUCAACCAUGAAUGGAUGGAUUUGAUGCCUGCUGGCCAAAAGGUGUCCCUCUGUGUAUUGCAGUCCUGUGGCAUUAUGCAUGCCCCCAGCCAGUGAACCCCCAGGCUUUUUAUGGCUGUGACACACGUUAAAAGUUCAGGGGUAAGAAGUGACCUUUUGAGGUGACUCUAACUGAAGAUUGCUUUACAGAAGCCAGAAAAGGUUUUUGAGUCAUGAUGCAAGAAUCUGGGACUGAGACAAAAAGUAACGGUUCAGCCAUCCAGAAUGGGUCGAGCGGCGGCAACCACUUAUUAGAGUGUGGCGGUCUUCGGGAAGGGCGGUCCAACGGAGAGACGCCGGCCGUGGACGUUGGGGCGGCCGAUCUGGCCCACGUGCAGCAGCAGCAGCAGGCACUUCAAGUGGCAAGACAGCUUCUUCUCCAGCAGCAACAGCAGCAGCAAGUUAGUGGAUUAAAGUCUCCCAAGAGGAAUGACAAACAACCAGCCCUUCAGGUUCCCGUGUCAGUGGCUAUGAUGACACCUCAAGUUAUCACUCCCCAGCAAAUGCAGCAGAUCCUCCAGCAACAAGUGCUGAGCCCUCAGCAGCUCCAGGUUCUCCUCCAGCAGCAGCAGGCCCUCAUGCUUCAACAGCAGCAGCUUCAAGAGUUUUAUAAAAAACAACAGGAACAGUUGCAGCUUCAACUUUUACAACAACAACAUGCUGGAAAACAGCCUAAAGAGCAACAGCAGGUGGCUACCCAGCAGUUGGCUUUUCAGCAGCAGCUUUUACAGAUGCAGCAGUUACAGCAGCAGCACCUCCUGUCUUUGCAGCGCCAAGGCCUUCUAACAAUUCAGCCGGGGCAGCCUGCCCUUCCCCUCCAACCCCUCGCUCAAGGCAUGAUUCCAACAGAACUGCAGCAGCUCUGGAAAGAAGUGACAAGUGCUCAUACGACAGAAGAAACCACAGGCAACAAUCACAGCAGUUUGGACCUGACCACGACAUGUGUCUCUUCCUCUGCACCUUCCAAGACCUCCUUAAUAAUGAACCCACAUGCCUCUACCAACGGACAGCUCUCUGCCCACACUCCCAAAAGGGAAAGUUUGUCCCACGAGGAGCAUCCUCACAGCCAUCCUCUCUAUGGACACGGCGUAUGCAAGUGGCCAGGCUGUGAAGCCGUAUGCGAAGAUUUCCAAUCGUUUCUCAAACAUCUCAACAGUGAGCAUGCGCUGGACGAUAGAAGUACAGCCCAAUGUAGAGUACAAAUGCAGGUUGUACAGCAGUUAGAGCUCCAGCUUGCAAAAGACAAAGAGCGCCUGCAAGCCAUGAUGACCCACCUACAUGUGAAGUCUACGGAGCCCAAAACUGCCCCUCAGCCCCUGAAUCUGGUCUCCAGUGUCACACUCUCCAAAUCGGCAUCAGAGGCUUCUCCGCAGAGCUUACCUCAUACUCCUACGACCCCCACCGCCCCCAUCACUCCCGUCACCCAAGGCCCCUCCGUCAUCACCACCACCAGCAUGCACACAGUGGGACCCAUCCGCAGGCGGUACUCAGACAAAUACAACGUGCCCAUUUCUUCAGCAGAUAUUGCGCAGAACCAAGAAUUUUAUAAGAACGCAGAAGUUAGACCACCAUUUACAUAUGCAUCUUUAAUUAGGCAGGCCAUUCUCGAAUCUCCAGAAAAGCAGCUAACACUAAAUGAAAUCUAUAACUGGUUCACACGAAUGUUUGCUUACUUCCGACGCAAUGCUGCCACAUGGAAGAAUGCAGUGCGUCAUAAUCUUAGUCUCCACAAGUGUUUUGUGCGAGUAGAAAACGUUAAAGGGGCAGUAUGGACAGUGGAUGAAGUAGAAUUCCAAAAACGAAGGCCACAAAAGAUCAGUGGUAACCCUUCCCUUAUUAAAAACAUGCAGAGCAGCCACGCCUACUGUGCACCUCUCAAUGCAGCUUUACAGGCUUCCAUGGCUGAGAAUAGUAUACCUCUAUACACUACCGCUUCCAUGGGAAACCCCACUCUGGGCAACUUAGCCAGCGCCAUACGGGAAGAGCUGAACGGGGCGAUGGAGCACACCAACAGCAACGAGAGCGACAGCAGUCCAGGCAGAUCCCCGAUGCAAGCUGUGCAUCCCGUACACGUCAAAGAAGAGCCCCUCGAUCCAGAGGAAGCUGAAGGGCCACUAUCCUUAGUGACAACAGCCAACCACAGUCCAGAUUUCGACCACGACAGAGAUUACGAAGACGAACCAGUAAAUGAGGACAUGGAGUGAACAUCUGGGCAGGCCGACCCCAAGAGUGAAGAUUGGGGGAAAAAACAAAAAAAACAAAAAAAAAACAAAAAAAAAACCACACAACAAAAACACGUCAAAAGUUCGCAGUGAAAUCGUUCUCCAUUUGUUGUACAGUCUGGAGGAUUUUUCACUACAUUUUGACAACUCUGAAAUGUGUUAACUCUUAGUGCCAUCAAGAAUCCCAUUUGGGAGUAUUUUUGAUUUUUCUACUUUUUGUUGAAAAAAGGAAUUUGUACUCUGUGCAUUGGAUGGACUUGUUUGGUACUUGGGAUUUUCCUCUCAUAACAGUCAACAUCAGUGUUGUAAAUUUGCUAAACUGAUUCACUUUUAGCAGCAGACUUUGAACUGCAGUCCUGCCGACGUUGGACACUGAGGACACCCAACUGAGCAUGUGCACCUAAGCUGCAGACCAAGCCUCUGCCCAGAAUUUAAGGAUUCCAAUGGACGACCUAUUUGCACAGUACUGCAUGUUGAUUAUCACUGCCUUUACUCCAAUUUUUUUUUUUUUUUUUUUGCUUCCAGUUGGGAUGGGGAAGGCCGUUGUGUGUGUAUUGGGGGGAGGGGUUAAAAAUAAUUAUCCCUAACUUUUUAAUGUAUUGCUUUUUUUUUUGGCUUCUACUUUACCAUUUUAAGUUCUGACCUCAGGCCUCCAUUUGGGCCCAUGGCCUCUUGGAGGCUUCAAGUUUUCUGUACCUUGUGAUGAAUGUUAAUAGGUGUUUUUAUUAUACAAAGCUGAAUGUCA